CGCGGCCCGGAUAGUAGCCGUGAGCAUGGACCUGGGCUAGGGUUACCCACAAUACAGUGUCCACAGCGGGGACCUGAGCCAGGAACGGGUGAAUACCCCGAGGACAAGAACUGCCCCGGAUUCUGUCAAGCGACGCUGGGCCCCCCUGGUCGCCAAUUCAAAGCAGCGAAUCCCUUGUUUGGGCGGCGGCCAUUUGCUAAGAGAUCGGCGGUGCGGAGGGCUCAAAACAGAGACCAAGGAAAGAGUGUGUCCAUUGAAGCCGUUUUUUUUUUUUUUUGCCUGAUCAAGCGGGUCAUCUUAUCCAUACUGUCCUCUGGGAGGGGGACUGGAUUAAUGGGCGGGGGGAGAUGAGGUGGUUUCACUUGGUUGGAGGAAGAUCCUCUGUGCCGGGAUUUACGCAUUUUUGCCUCUGCCCGGCCUGUUGCCCCGUAUUUCCCGCGACUCUGAGAAUUUGGUUGGCCUGGGGAGGGAAUAUUGAACCGUUCGCAAAGGUCGGUCAAGUCUUGGGUGAGGUCCGAGUUGGGAUGACUUUUGGUCGAGAAGGCUCUUUUUUUCCUUCUUUUUUUUUUUAUACCCUCUCUUAUAUUCUUUUUCUUUCUUUUUUCUCCUUCACUUGCAGCCCCUCUCUGUUCUGCUUUCCAGUUCGACCACUGACCGGCAACUUCAAGGAGCCUCCCCGGCUCACCGGUGCUAUUCUCGGCGGGGUCCAUCCAGGGCCCCUUCAUGGUUCUUGGUGCGAACAUGAACCAAUUGGCACUUCCGCGACUCCAUUGCCUGUCCAGGGGCCCUGGUCCUGGCUAUGGGUCGAGUACAACGUACGGAGACGCAGGAACCGCAGUUCAGACCGGGAUGGGAGACUUCGAGAAGGUUUCAUGCUCUCUUGCUCUCUCCCUUUCUCUCACUCUCCCUAUCAUUCCAUUCCUACUCUGUACACACUUCGUACGAAGUACACAUGAUUGCUGGAACCAAACUCGGCACAGUCCAAUUUCAGAUGUGAGGGCCCCCAUUCAGUACGUUGCACGUUGCACGUUGCAAUAACAGGACGGACUCACUUCUCGGAAGGAGGACAGCCCGUGUUUCCAGAAUCCAGUCUAUCGGAAGUCGCAUGGACAUUCACCAAAGCCUCGAUAAUAAGUAAUCCUGCCCUUACGGGAGUAAUCAAUGACGAGCUACCUCGAUCAUACCCAUCCCCAUGACAUGACCGCU
Molecule: messenger RNA, 1206 nt
Organism: Sodiomyces alkalinus F11
Lineage: Eukaryota; Fungi; Ascomycota; Sordariomycetes; Glomerellales; Plectosphaerellaceae
Exons: 1
Coding region: 348-956 (202 amino acids)
Source: RefSeq, a predicted model, not a curated record